AUUCAGCCCUGUCCCUGCUGCCAGGCCUGCGGGCCAGAGAGGGGGGCUCCUGCGGCGGCCAGGCUGACUGGCAGUGGGAGCCGGACGGCAUGGAGGCGACCCAGAGCGUCUCCUUGGUGCUGCUGCUUCCCCUCCUGCUGCCACCAGGCCCAGCUUGGCACGUGGCCGCCCAACGCUGCCCGCAGACGUGCGUUUGCGACAAUUCCAGGCGGCAUGUUGCCUGUCGGCACCAGAACCUUACUGAGGUGCCAAACGCUAUCCCGGAGCUGACUCAGCGGCUGGACCUCCAAGGAAACAUGCUGAAGGUGAUCCCCCCAGCCGCCUUCCAGGAGCUGCCUUACCUGACCCAUCUGGACCUGCGGCACUGCCAGGUGGAGCUGGUGGCCGAGGGCGCCUUCCGGGGCCUGGGCCGCCUGCUCCUUCUCAACCUGGCCUCCAACCGCCUGCGCUCGCUGCCCCAGGAAGCCCUGGACGGGCUGGGCUCCCUGCAGCGGCUGGAGCUGGAGGGGAACAUGCUGGAGGAGCUGCGGCCGGGGACGUUCGGGGCCCUGGGCGCGCUGGCCACCCUGAACCUGGCCCACAACGCCCUGGUCUACCUGCCGGCCAUGGCCUUCCAGGGGCUGACGCGCGCGCGCUGGCUGCGGCUGGCGCACAACGCGCUCGGCGUGCUGGCCCCCGAGGCCCUGGCCGGCCUGCCCGCGCUGCGCCUCGCCGAGUCCCGGCACAGCGGCUGCGAGGGCCGAGGCCUGCGGGCCGUGCCCCGCGGCUUCCCCGGGGACACCCAGCUCCUGGACCUGAGGCGGAACCACUUCCCCGUGCUGCCCCGAGCGGCCUUCCCGGGCCUGGGCCACCUGGUGUCGCUGCACCUGCAGCACUGCGACAUCACGGAGCUGGAGGCGGGCGCGCUGGCGGGGCUGGGCAGCCUCCUCUACCUCUACCUGUCCGACAACCGGCUCUCGGGCCUCAGCGCUGCGGCCUUCGACGGCGCCCCCCGCCUCGGCUACCUGUACCUGGAGGGCAACCGCUUCCAGCAGGUGCCGGGGGCCGCCCUGCGCGCCCUGCCCAGCCUCUUUUCCCUGCACCUGCAGGGCAACGGCCUGGGCGGCCUGGAGCCCGGGGACCUGGCAGGCAUGCGGGCCCUGCGCUGGCUCUACCUGAGCAGCAACCGCAUCGCCCGCGUGGCCCCCGGGGCAGUGGGCCCGGCUCUCGAGCUGGAGAAGCUGCACCUUGACAGGAACCGGCUGCGGGAGGUGCCCACGGGGGCCUUGGAGGGGCUGCCUGCCCUCCUGGAGCUGCAGCUCUCGGGGAACCCGCUCGAAGCCCUGCUGGAUGGGGCCUUCCGGCCUGUGAGUGGCUCACUGCGGCACCUCUUCCUGAACAGCAGUGGCCUGGAGCAGAUUUCUCCUGGGGCCUUUGCGGGCCUGGGGCCCGGACUCCGGAGCCUCCACCUGCAGAAGAACCAGCUGCGGGCGGUGCCCGCCCUGCCCCGCCUCAGGCAGCUGGAGCUCAUCGACCUCAGCGGCAACCCCUUCCACUGUGACUGCCAGCUGCUCCCCCUGCACAGGUGGCUCACUGGGCUGAACCUGCGGGUGGGGGCCACGUGUGCCAGCCCUCCCAGUGCCCGUGGCCAGAGGGUGAAGGCUGCGACGGCGGUCUUUGAAACCUGCCCGGGCUGGGCUGCCAGGAAGGCCAAGCGGACGCCGGCCACCAGGCCCAGUGCCAGGAGCAGCCCCAGGAAGGGGAGACGGCGGAGAGCAGACAAGGUUGGCGGGUUGGCGGGAGGCCUGGGUCGGUGGGUGGGCCCAGGUGGCUUUGUAAGGAAAUGACCACAAAGUUUCAUCCUGUGGGACGCUGGCUUUUCCGCUAGGCCACAGAAUACCUGGCCCCAACGUGUUCCUAAGAGUAAUGCCACUGUUACCAUAUUUGCUGGAUCAUCAUUGAUCCCACAGCUUCCUGGGCAAGGUCACCCCUGGGACAGAAAGAGCAGGAGACAGGUGCUGUUGAGGUCUCCCUCUGCUUGGCAGCCACGGGCUGGACCCCACUCAGUGUCAUCGCAUCGCCAGCCUGACGUUUAUGCUCACAUCCUUGAGCUGUCGGUUGUAGCCAAAUUGUGCAGCAUGUCAGAGAAGGGGGAGCAGGAUCCGGGGGCCCUUUGCCGUGGGAACCGCUGCUGUGUGAUCAGGGUGUGGUGGGGGCUCUAGGGGAGAGGCUGGUCCUAAGAGGGAAAUGAGAAUGGGAAAGCGGACCCUGGUGAGGCGGAGGCUCAGGCUGCCUCUGGAGCGGCACUGGGAAGACUUGGGGUGCUGGGGGCCAUCAGAAGGUGCAUUGGCUCCCAGGGGCUGCCGUGAAAAAGUGCUGCACGCUGGGUGGCUUAGGACAAGACAGGUUUGUCUCACUGUUCUGGGGGUUCCAAGUCUGAGAUGAGGGUGUCAUCAGUGGGGCUGUGCUCCCUCUGGAGGCUGCGGGGGAGAUCCUUCUGUGCCCCUCCCAGCCUCUGGCAGCCCAGGUGCUCCCCUGCUGGUGGCAGCACCUCCCCAGGUCCCUUCUCAUCUUCCUGCUAGAUCCGAGCCCACUUCCCCCUUCUCCUAAGGCAGGAGUCCUACUGGAUUAGGACCCACCCUGAUGACCUUGUUCUAACUUGGUUAUCUCUGUGAAGACCCUAUUCCUAAGUAAGGUCCGGCUCUGAGGUACAUCUUCGUUGGGGGGGGUGGGGAGGUUACACAAUUUGUAAGUGCUCCUUGCGAGGUAGGUAGGCUGGGAGGCAGGAACCCCACACUGAAGGGGAGCUCUUGUGCCUUGGAGAUCAGAUCUGGAAUUCGCCUUGACAGUGGCACUAAUCUCAGCUGGCGCUUGCGUGGCACCAACUUCCUGCUCAGGGCCAGCAUCAGUGCUGCACCCCCAUCGGCAGCCCCGGAGCCAGGUGAGGGGCGCGAGCACUGGGAGGCCGAGCUUGGUUCUGCCAGGUCCAGCCGCAGGCGGGGGCAUUUUUAAGAAAGGAAGACCCCCGCAGUGCGGACUCCCUGUGCCCGCCUCUGGCUGCGGCAGGAUUUGGCACACUGGAGACUGUCCCGUUCCUCCACCCUCUCAGACAUGGAGAUAGCCCACCAGAGGCUAGCCCUGGAGUUACACAGGUCUUUCAUUUUUAUUUUGUUGGAAGUGGCACUUUCCCCCCAGGGAUACAAAGGAAUUGAAAGAUAUGGCCCCCGGGGUGGGGGGCGGGGCUUGGCUGGCUCAGGUGGCAGAGCCUGGGAUUCUUCACCUUGUUUCUAUGUUGGGUGUGGAGCCUACUUUAAAAAAAGGGGGAGGUGGUGGGAAGGGAAGGCCCCAUGACCUCAAGGGUCACACAGGGCCUGGACCCCUGUUCCAUGUGGGGCGUGUUCACCUUGCUGAUAGCCAUGGCUGGACCAUGCGUGCCUGGCUCUCUUGUGAGGCCCCAACAUCUAGUGUGACAUCUGGCAUGUGGAAGAUGCUUAAGGAAAGAUGCUGAACGAACGAAUGAGUGCUGGCUGUAACACAGACCACCCUGGAUUUAGUCCCACUGCUGUCACUUUACUGUUGUGGAUUUAAGCAACCAAGUUACUGGGAUAAGCCUCCUCACCCAUAAAAUGAAGCCGACACAUACCCCAGGGCCCGUGAAGAUCUAAGGUGCCUAAAGGUGUCUAAGCUGCCACCUGAGGCACCUGAGGCUGUUAGAAAUGGCAGUUCCCUUGCUGCCCGCACCCCUCGAGCAGAGCCGUGGCCACACUGGGCGACACUAAAGGGGGUGCGUGCGUUUGCACGGGGCAGGGAAGGGGUGCUUUAGGAGGAUCUCCCAGCCAGCACACCCCCCCUCCUCCCCCUGCACUGGACUUCCAAGACCACCAGUUCCCUCCAGUGGCAACUGGUGCCCAGUGCCCGAGUGAAAACAUCCCAGAAGCCAACGCCUCCAUCUGGACAGAGCGAGAUCUUCAGGCCCCGGCAACACACACCCUCACUGGGGCUGACUCAGUACCAGGCCGUGGGGCAGACACGGGUCAGGCCUGGCCUCUGGGGAAUCCUGCGUGGGAGGAAGGUUGGAAAUGUAAAGGAUCAUCCAGCAUGUGGUUGCUAUGGCGACAGGGCGCUCAGAAGAUGACAGGCAACAUUCCUUCAUCGUCCCGUGUGGAGCCAGCCUUCAUAACCGAUGCCGGGAGGUGCCACGUCACAGCACACUCCGCUCUAAGAAACAAGUCUGACAAGUGACCUCAGGAAGGCCGGUGGCCAGCUGAGAGCUGGAAUGGCGGCCAGACUUGUCCUCUGUUCUGCGCACGUGCCGGCAUCCCUUCAUCCAGGAAGGAGCUCAAGGUUACAAUUCCAUAUGGUCCAGUUUUCCUAGAAGCUCCCGUCAGAGCUGGGCCAGGGCGGAGGAGCUCACUGCUGCGGGGACCGUGACCCUGUGGGGCCUGGCGGGGCCUCCACGAGUGCACAGCAGAGCCCACGCGCACACCCCGGCUGCCUUCCUCCUGGGGUCUAAGGCCACGGAGCCAUCACUGCCCAGGUCUGCGGUGUGAGUAAAGCAGGGGAGGGCAUGGCCCCUCUGUCCUUGAGCUUCACCACAUCCCAAAUCUAGUCACUUUCUGGGGAAUGCAGGUUGCACUGACAGGCCCACUUUCUGAACGGCCUGGUUUCUACACUAGAUGGGGCUUCCUAGUACCUUUAGCAAAGGAGUCAGUAUCAAAUCCUCUGGAAGAAAUGACAGGAAACCUGCUCCACUUGGGCUGGUCACCCCACCUCUGGGGAACCUCACACAGCCCAGGCCCUGAGCAAACGCACGGCCGGCCCCCCACCAAGCCCAGGCGGUGGCAGCCUGACAGACCGGCUCAGAGGCGGCAGCUGGCGCACACAGGAACCCCGUCUCCAGACAGGAAACAGAGGUCCGCUGCCUCCACCUUCCGUUCCACAGUUACUGGAGACAGACAGAGGGGACUGUUUCCAAGGAGGCCAACUGGGAAAAAUAAAAGCAAGUAAAAUUUGGGCAGAUGCUAGGUGGACUUCUAGAAUGUGAUUGCAGAGAGGAGCAAGGACAGUAAAGGAGAGCAAGCCAGGAAGCCUGUCCUGUUACCCUCCCUUCCUCCAGGGGCUCCCCUAAGGCCACGGCUGCCCCUCGACUCUCUCCCUAUUAACUGGGAAGAGAAGUGGGGUGAAAAGGGCGGGUCCCCACCAAGCCGGGCUCAGCGCAGGUUACACAUGGCUCUGGCUGCUGCCUCUGUAGCCCCUCCUCCAGCUCCCUGAGUGGGAUGGGGGCCUGUGUGGCCCUCCCCUCUCCUCCCCAGGUCCCUGCCUGCCCCCCACGCGGGGAGCAGGCUCCACCUCUACCGUUCCAUUUGGGAAACGGGGGUCAGUACUCCUGCCAGCAGCAGAAACAGGCCAAGGCCACCCCAUAAGUCACUGAAACAUGCAUGCUGGUCACUGCUUCUUAGCUCCCAGGGCUGGUGCCUGCACGGGACCUCCCUAGGGUGCUAGGAGGAGCAGGGUGCCAACCCCAGAGGCGAGAGGCUGCUUCAUGUGGCCUUCAGGCACCCGGCAGCCCCCCCCCCCCCCAUCACCCUGUAAUGGCCUCCCCCUCAGAGAGCUGCUCCGGGCGUUUAUUACAGGACUUGCUCACACAUGCACCCUUCACUGACUGGUCCUCCGGUGACGGGGGCAGCUGAGGGGUGUGGCGGGGGUGGAGGAAAGUUACGCUAAGGGUUUGCUAAGGGUUUGGGGAACUCUACUGGAGGAGAUGCUCAGACACAAACAUGGAGGCCUCAGGCAGUGCCAGUCACUCGGGCCUCGCCAGGGAGGGAGGCAGAGGUCCUUGGGGGCUGGCCUUCACAGCACCUGGCAGAACUUAUGCAAAGAAGGCUCAUUCUCCCAACUAAAGUGGGCUGAGGGGCGGUGGCAACAGAGAAGCCCCGGGCUGGCAGUGGGGGAGGCUCAGUCGUCUGUCUCCUGUUUGAUGUUCUCGAUGGGAACAGGCAGCUCUGGACCAGGGGCCUUGUCAGUUGGGGCCGUGUCUAGAUGCUCUUCCUUCACACGCACAGCAAUGACUAAAGAGGAAGGGAGGCGGGGAGGCGGGGAGAACACAGUGAGUGUGCGGGAAACUCCGGAAGGCCGGGGGGCUCAGGCUCUGGCUCCCUAUGAAGGGGGGCCCUCGGGCUGUGGCGGGGAGGCGGGAACGGCGCCUUCCCCCUGCGGGGCGGGCCGCAGAGAUGGAGAGGGCCCCGAUGGAGGCGUGCGGCUCCGUUCAGAGUCGGGGGUGGGUGUUUGGGAGGCUCUCCAGGCCCAGUUGUCCAGGACGGACUUCUUGGUGCCCAGGGAAGUCCCUUCACACUUGACUCUCCUCUUCUGUGCCCAGGUGGGGAAGGAGGAGGGCCACCUCUGAGCGCUGGCGCAGGCCGGCCCCGCCUGGGUCCCGCCCGGGAGGCUCUUACUCUCUUCAGGAACGGGCUCCGAUGAGGUCUUCUCAGCGGCCGGCAGGGCGUCCUCCAGCAGGGGCUUCUUGGACCCCUGUCUGAGGGGCCGGGUCUUGGUCGGUGGUAUUCUUUUCCCUUUGAAUAAAAACAGAAUUAAACCCGGCA
Suricata suricatta (meerkat) is the source of this 6578-nucleotide messenger RNA. It is a transcript of the gene CHADL, whose product is annotated as chondroadherin like. The record is from RefSeq and is a predicted model, not a curated record. Gene Ontology annotation, cellular component: extracellular matrix. Gene Ontology annotation, molecular function: protein binding. NCBI's taxonomy places the organism in Eukaryota, Metazoa, Chordata, Mammalia, Carnivora, Herpestidae.